CAUGGGCGGGCUGGCGACUGGGGACUUCCUAGUCGGGAGCAUGGGAGAGGAUGGGGUCCCAGGAGAGACACGCAGGGUCAGGAAGGGGGAGGGGCAGGUGCCUGGACAGGCAGGGGAGUGCACAGCGGCCAGGCCCACACAAGGGUGGACCCGGAGGGCAGUGUGGCUGGAAAGACCAGGCUUCUCACUCUGCCACCCCCAGGCCUUACCCCAGCUGCAGGAUGGGACAGGCUAGGCGCCUUGCCUUGGAGCCCGAGCAUGUGCCCUGCGCCAUCAAUGCCAGCCAGCUUUCAUCCACCCUGGUGGGCCAAGUCCUCCACCACUUGGUCCAGGAGGAGCACCUGGGGCCCACGGUGGCAGAGCUGGAAGAACCACGGCAGAUGCAGCUGGCUCCAGAGACACGGGGAGGGCCGGCUUUGUGGCUAGAGCCCGUCCAGGAGCUCCCUGAGAACCCUGUGCUGGAGCGACGGCCGGUGUCACCUGCUUCCGCCCCUGCAGAGCCGGAGGAUGUCCCAGCAGUGGCCUCAGCCCAGGGGCCAGGCCCUGAGCUGGAGCCCCGUGAGCCCUCGGGCCUGGGGCCCAGGGCACUUGCUGGAAUGGCACCAGGUGUGGCAGAGCCAGGUCCAGGUCCAGAGCCCACCAGCCCCUGUGCUGUGAGCCCCUGGGACAUCCCAGGACUGGUCUCAGGCCCCGAGCUGGAGCCCCAUGAGUCCUCGGGUGCAGGGCCCGUGUCACCUGCAGGAAUGGCACAGGGCCUGGCAGAGCCAGAGGUGGUCCUGGAGCCCACCAGCCCCUGUGCCGUGAGCACCCGGGAUUUGCCGAGGGAGAGGGUGCGGACCAUCCUGGCGUUUGCCCCACGCCUGGUGGCCGAGCAGCUGACCCUGAUGUGUGCGGAGCUGUACAGUAGGGUUGAAUGUGGUGAAUGCAAGGUCUACGUAGAGAGACAACCACUGAGGGAAGCCAUUGUGCUCCUGGCCCCCAACAUCCUUAACGUCAUCAGGCAGUUUGGUACCACGUUUCAUUGGGUCAUCUCCUCCUGCCUGAGGGCCCCGAGCAGGAUGGCCCAGGACAGGGCCCGAGUGGUGGAAUUCUGGAUCCAGGUGGCCAAGGAGUGUCUGGCUCUCAGAAAUUUCGAGUCCUUCCGUGCCAUCAUCUUCGCCCUGCAGCGCCCUCCUGUACGUCGCCUGGAGAGCACCUGGGGACAUGUUUCCUGGAAGAGCUCCUGGAUCUACAAAAAACUUAAAAAGAGGAACAAGGGGCUUAAAGGGAAGCAGCUCCUCAAGGAGGCGAGGGCCAUGUUGAGGCGAUGGCCGCAGUCCCCCAGGGCAUCCCAGGAUAUGAAGAAGCAGGGCAUGAUCCCGCCGCUCGGACUGAUCCUGUACGAAGUCUUAGAGAAACAACAGGAACAUCAUGUGGACGUCACUGACUUCCUAGAGGAGAUCGUCACAUACAGGUUCCUGGCCAGGCAGUAUGACCUGGAGCCCAAGGAGCACUUCCUGUCCUUUUUCCAGAGACUGAAGCUCCUGCGUGAGGAGCAGAGCUACGGCCUGUCCUACCAGCUGGAGCCCCCAGGCCAGAGGGCAGGCAGAAAAGGACUGUUAAAGUUCUUCAGGUCCCUCAAGAUUUAAACUUACGGGCCAGGGCCAGGGCCAGGUGAGUUUCUGGGCUGGGGCGAUUGGCAGGGGGUGGGCUGUUCCCCAGCCUCAGGGAAGCUUCGGGCCAUGCUGGGUGUGGGGGCGUCCUAAAGACGGGUGCGGCUGGGGUCCCAGCUCCACGGCCGACCAGUCCUGUCAGGCUGAAGGGUGUUUCCCCGCCCCCUCUGGGACCCAGCCUCCUCCUCUGUGAGUAGGUGACGCUCAGGAGCCUUCCCGAGACAGGGACUCCCUUGGUGCUGGUGAUU
Molecule: messenger RNA, 1900 nt
Organism: Manis pentadactyla (Chinese pangolin)
Lineage: Eukaryota; Metazoa; Chordata; Mammalia; Pholidota; Manidae
Product: ral-GDS-related protein-like
Exons: 9
Coding region: 51-1628 (525 amino acids)
Biological process (GO): Ras protein signal transduction; positive regulation of GTPase activity
Cellular component (GO): plasma membrane
Molecular function (GO): guanyl-nucleotide exchange factor activity; DNA binding; zinc ion binding
Source: RefSeq, a predicted model, not a curated record